Messenger RNA from Pectinophora gossypiella (pink bollworm), 1047 nucleotides. RefSeq names its product enoyl-CoA hydratase domain-containing protein 3, mitochondrial. The coding region runs from base 91 to 927 and encodes 278 amino acids. Gene Ontology annotation, molecular function: hydro-lyase activity. Lineage: Eukaryota; Metazoa; Arthropoda; Insecta; Lepidoptera; Gelechiidae. The transcript is spliced from 7 exons. Gene Ontology annotation, cellular component: mitochondrion. The record is from RefSeq and is a predicted model, not a curated record.
UAAUGACAGUUCAAUGAUAAUGAUAACAGAGUUUCUUAAAAACUGUUUAGUUUUUUGAUAUUUUUAGGUAGUAUCUCGCAAUACUGAAAUAUGCUUACAGCAAUUCAAAGAACUUUAAGAAGACCAGUUCUGGUAUUCAGUCGCGGUGCGCACACGCAAUAUGUUCAAGUUGACGAAAACAAUGGCGCUCGCGAAAUCACAUUGUCUCAUGAAAAAACUAAGAACUCUCUAUCAUUAGAGAUGAUGGAACACCUCACAGAAGCAAUCAAUAAAAAUAAGGAUGAUACAUCAUUAAGAGCAAUAAUUCUUUCUGCAAAAGGGAAUGUGUUCUCUGCUGGACAUAACCUGAAGGAAUUACAAGCAAGCACUGGAAUAGAUCACCACAAGUUAAUUUUUAAUAAAGCAUCUGUACUAAUGAAAUCUAUAGUUCAAAGCCCUGUACCAGUUAUAGCUAAGGUAAAUGGUUUCGCCACCGCCGCCGGUUGUCAACUAGUCGCUACAUGCGACAUAAUUGUAUGCUCUGAAACUAGCAAGUUCUCAACACCUGGAGCUAACUUUGGAGUAUUCUGCUCGACGCCCGGUAUUGCUGUGGGAAGAUCAAUCCCAAAAUCGAGAGCUAUGUACAUGCUUCUUACAGGAGAGCCUUUGAGCGCUCAAGAAGCGUACGAAAGCGGCCUCGUAACAAAAGUAGUACGCGCGGACCAAUUGGACGAAGAAGUAAACCAAAUUAUCGACAAAAUUAGACACAAAAGUCGCAGCGUUAUCGCUUUAGGAAAACAGUUCUAUUACAAGCAAAUAGACUUGAGUUUGCUUGAAGCUUACAAAUUAGGCGAGGAGAUAAUGGUCCAGAAUAUCAAUGCUAACGACGGACAGGAAGGGAUACGCAGCUUUGUCGAGAAACGGAAAGCCAAAUGGAGCCAUACAUAGUUGAGUAUCAAAAGUAAAUAUAAUCUUCAAAAGCUUGUAAUAUAUAUACAAAUGUAAUAUAAUAUGUAAAUAAUAUAUAUUACUUCAUCUAAAAGAUCUUUUAUACAGGUGUACCAAAUG